AUGACGACAGGUGGGUGUUGCCACCUGCCCGGCUCUCUGUGCGACUGUGCCGGCAGCGCAGGUUUGUGGAAAGUGGUUGAGGAAUCGGGUGGUGAUGGGUGCCAGGCGCUCUACGUCACACAGAUCACUGCCAUGAAUGGACGACUUCUGUCCUCUGUGCACAAACCCAUGAGCGUACAAAGUGAUGGUCCAAUCUGUCGUAUCUGCCACGAGGGAGGCAGCGGCGAGGGUCUCUUGUCCCCGUGUGACUGCACAGGCACACUGGGCACGGUGCACAAGAGCUGCCUGGAGAAGUGGCUGUCGUCUUCUAACACCAGCUUCUGUGAGCUCUGUCACACCGAGUUCAGCAUCGAGCGGCGACCGCAGACUCUUACAGAGUGGCUGCAGGACCCGGGCCCUCGUCAUGAGAAGAGGACGCUGUUCUGCGACAUGGUGUGCUUCCUCUUCAUCACUCCUCUGGCGGCCAUCUCUGGCUGGCUGUGCCUGCGAGGUGCUCAGGACCACCUUCACCUGGGGAGCUGGCUGCAGGCCUUCGGCCUCAUCGCCCUCACCAUCGCUCUGUUCACCAUCUACGUCCUCUGGACUCUGGUGUCUUUCCGCUACCACUGUCAGCUCUACUCCGAAUGGAGGAGGAUGAAUCAGAAAGUGUGUCUGCUCCUUCCUGAAGUGAAGGAGUCCAACUCUUCCCAGCAUUCCUUGCUCUCUAACAAACUGAAGAUGGCACCCAGUGAAAGCAUUGUAUGA
Molecule: messenger RNA, 744 nt
Organism: Nematolebias whitei (Rio pearlfish)
Lineage: Eukaryota; Metazoa; Chordata; Actinopteri; Cyprinodontiformes; Rivulidae
Gene: march2
Product: membrane-associated ring finger (C3HC4) 2
Exons: 4
Coding region: 1-744 (247 amino acids)
Biological process (GO): protein ubiquitination
Molecular function (GO): zinc ion binding; ubiquitin-protein transferase activity
Source: RefSeq, a predicted model, not a curated record